This is a messenger RNA of Myotis myotis, 5796 nucleotides long. It is a transcript of the gene MLPH, whose product is annotated as melanophilin. Gene Ontology annotation, molecular function: small GTPase binding; myosin binding; actin binding. NCBI's taxonomy places the organism in Eukaryota, Metazoa, Chordata, Mammalia, Chiroptera, Vespertilionidae. Gene Ontology annotation, cellular component: cortical actin cytoskeleton. Gene Ontology annotation, biological process: intracellular protein transport. Bases 941 to 2665 code for a protein of 574 amino acids. The record is from RefSeq and is a predicted model, not a curated record. The transcript is spliced from 16 exons.
CCAGAGCGCGACUCUGACUUGCAGGACCUUUCUUGGUGGGCAAGACUGGGUGCCCUCUCCGCGGAGGGGCUCCCGGCGCUGUGGGCUCCCGGUCCAGGGGCGUCCUGAUGCCAGGCAGGAUGGAAGGCGGUGAGAGGCGCGGGAUCUGCGCGAGGAAACCCUGGGCGCAAAGUCCCACUUCCCAGCUAGUGUUCCCACUUAGUUCUUGUCUUUGUCUAAGGCUCUUUCCAAGCCUCCGUUUCCCCAUCUGUAGAGCCGGAGUAAAUAGCGUCCUCCCAGCAGAGUUGGGAUGGGAAUUAAACGAGGUGCCGCGCGCUCCGCGGAACGUUCGGGCAAGCAGGAGUCCUCGCACUGAGGGCAGGACCCCGCGGCCGCAUCGCCGGCAAAGUCACGCGACUCGCCAGCUGUGGGCUCAACCCCGCUUCCUGCCGCCGCCUUUCUCCCCGAAGCUGGCUUGGGGCGAGGAGCGAGAGGCCCUGCACGGGCGCCUCCCGCGCGGGCACUGGGGUUGCUCGGCCCUCCGCCCGGUCCAGCACCCCGAGGUGCCCGCGCUCCCGGAGCUGGGCGGGGCGCAGCCCACGUGACCCAGCGGGCAGCACCCGGACCUCCCCGCUGCCCUCCAGGCCCAGGCAAUCCAGAGCUCCUGCCCUGUGCCUUGCGCCCUGCUGCCCCCGUGCGCCCCGACCAGACGCCCAGGUUCGUCCAAAGCAGGGCCCGCACGGCCAGGGAAAGAGUCGCCUCAGCCUGGGACCCAUCCUUGCUGAGGACACUGGAGCUGAGGCCUUCGCUACAAACGCAGGACCUGUUGUCCGUGUAUAAAUGAGGAACCUGGGAGGGCAGAGGGAAUGGGCAGGCUGCAGAGUGCCCACCCAGUGUCAGUGCUGGAGUGACCUCAGAGCCUCUUCUUGUACCCCAGGUGUGAGCCUGACGAGGAGCCACGAUGGGGAAAAAGCUGGACCUUUCCAAGCUCACGGAUGAAGAGGCCAAGCACGUCUGGGAAGUGGUGCAGCGGGACUUUGAGCUGAGGCGGAAAGAAGAGGAGAGACUGGAGGGCCUGAAGGGCAAGGUGAAGAAGGAGAGCUCCCAGAGGGAGCUGGUUUCCGACGCGGCCCUCCUGAGCGACACCCACUGUGCCCACUGCCUGCAGCCCUACCGGCUCCUGGAGGCCCCCAAACGGCAGUGCCUGGACUGCCGCCUCUUCACUUGCCAAGGCUGCAGCCACGCCCACCCCGAGGAGGAGGGCUGGCUCUGCCACCCCUGUCACCUGGCCAGAGUCGUGAAGAUGGGCUCCCUGGAGUGGUACUAUGGGCAUGUGAGGGCCCGCUUCAAGCGCUUCGGAAGUGCCAAAGUGAUCCGGUCCCUCUGCGGGCGGCUGCCAGGAGGAGGUGGGCCUGAGCCAAGCCCAGGAGAGAGAAGUAAAGACAGUGAGCAUUCCGAUACGGAUGGAGAGCUGGACACAGGGGCUCAGACCCAUCCCCUUGGCAGCAAACUUGUGCCUGCCAAGAAAAAGCGCCUCCUCCCCAUUCACAGCCUGGACUUCGAGGCCGACUCUGACGACUCCGCGGGGUGUUGCAGUCACCCCCCGAGCCUGUCCCCAGUCCCAGCGGCCCCGGACAGCCUGCAGUCCCUCACAGGUGAGCCCUGCGCGGAGGAGGCCGCCUCCCAGGGGGCCAUGGUCCUGCAUGAGGCUGAUGCCAGGGCCUCUGGGUGCCACCCCCACCCAGAAGAGCAGACAGACAGCCUCUCCCCUGCUGGACGGGAUGCCCGCGCUGAGCUCUGCCUGCCAGGAGAGUCCUGCCCAGCAGCCCCGGGGAUCGCUGCCACUCCUGGGGCGAGCAUCGUCAGGAACGAGCAGCUCCCCUCACAGUGCCUGGCCGACGUGGACACCUCGGAUAAAGACAGCGUGCGGGCCCGCAGGGCAGCCUCCCACCUCUCCACUCAGAGCGGCCGGACCUCACCUGCGAGCCAGGGUCCCGGUGCCGGCGAGCCCACGGAGGCGGAUGUGGAGGAGGAGACCCUGAAGAGAAAGCUGGAGGAGCUGACCAGCAAUGUCAGCGACCAGGGGGCCUCGUCCGAGGAGGAGGGCAAGGACAAAGGGGCGGAGCUGGACAGGAGCACUUCCUUGGAGGACCUCCCCCGGAUGACCCCAGAGGUGUGCACGUCUGCAGGCCAAACACACAGAUGGGAAAAGAGCCCCCCUGGCCCCCAGGGCCCCAUGCAGACCGCCAGGACCCCGGACGAGGCGCUGUCGCAGCUGGAGGACAGGGUGGCCGUGACGGCCUCUGAGGUUCAGCAGACGGAGAGCGAGGUGUCGGAAAUCGAGGCCAGGAUCGCAGCCUUGCGGGCUGCAGGGCUCACGGUGAAGCCCUCAGGAAAGCCCCGGAGGAAGUCUAAGCUCCCGGUAUUUCUGCCCCGACUUGCUGGGAAAUUGGGCCAGAGUCCCGAGGACCCACCUGCAGGCCCUUCCGAUGGGGCUGAGGUGAUGGCGGGGCCCUAUCUUCUGAGGGGGAAGUUCAGCAAUUCCCCUGAAAGUCAAGGCAAAGAUGACGAGUCCUUUGAUCGGAAAUCUGUGUACCGCGGCUCCCUGACACAGAGAAACCCCAACGGCAGGAGGGGCACUGCCCACCACAGCUUUUCGAAACCUGUAAUGACCCACCAGCCCUAAGCGGGAGAGGUUCUUGGGAACAGGACAGAGCAACAGAGCAGCCCGCCUUGCUUUCCCUCCCCCACAGCCAUGAUGUCCCCGCAUCGGCCCUGCACUCUCCAUUCUACACCAUCCAGUGGAGAAACAGGAAGACACACCGUCCCUGAUGGAACCCCACCUAUGAAAUGACUAUGGUCCUCAGACCUGCAGCUGCUCACCCCCAUUCAAUGACCACUUCCCAGGCCACGAAGCCAGCCUGUUCUGAUCCAUGAGAGACAUCUAAGCUACAUGUUUCCUUCAGGACAAUGUUGUUUAAAUUUUUUGAAGGACACACAGAAAACCUAUUCAGCAAGAACUUUCACCCCAUUCACUGCUGCCUUUCUUAUGUCGAUUUCAUGAAUGGAACAGAAAGGAAUGGCAGUGUGCAUCAGAGUGUGGGCCCGGUGUGUGUGUAUUCUGUGUGGAUGUAAUUGGAGAAGGAAAUUGGGCAUCAAUACAAGGAAGGAACUGAACCCAUGAUCAGCUGAAUAAUGAGAGAGGAAUAGAGCCCCUGACACCCCCACACAUAUAUACCUAUUCUGCAAGUUCAUCUGUGGGUCACAGACUGGGAGACAUUACCCUCUGGUCAAGGGCAGAGCAUACACAUGGUAGGAGUGGCAUAUGAUCAGUGCCCAGACACAGACCUAGAGGACCUGUGGGGAGAGGCGGUGAUGGCAAUGUACAUGGGGCAGCAGCCCGGGGCCCAGAGGGCCAGGACCAGUGAGUGGUGCCCGCCGGCCUCUUGCCAUAAGCUCCAUAGAUGAGCCCUAAGUUCACCACCUCAGACAGGCUAGGAUUCAGGGCUACGUCUGGGUGUCUGGGUGGCUCUUUCAGUUGUAAGAGGAGCCCACUGUGGGCCUCCAGAGCUGCCUUUGAGCACAGAAACUAACCACGUCGCCCCAUCCCACGCCUGGCUGUGGUUUUGUAGGCUCCCUGGUUUAUUUAAACUUCAGGUCAAAUUUAAGCCUGUUUUGCAGAGGGGGACAUGGAGCCCUUGGUGCGAGGCAGUGCCCUGGAGCUGCUGCUGUGAUUUCUAUACUCUUGCAGUGAUGCUGGGUGAGCUUCAACCUGGCACUCUCAAUGGGUGUCUUGUCCAGUUCACAUGGUACCCAAAAGAGGAAGAUGGAGAAGUGAUGCCCAAGGGCCUUUGAUGAUGAGACUUCUGACCUGACUGUGGGCAAGUCCCACCCACAGCUGCACAGAUUCCACCCUGAGCCAUUGUCAGGUCACCACAGGGGUUGCGUCCAGGACAGCUCCCGGUGCAAAGGCAGCCUCCAGGGGACGGAAUGAGCCAGCCUCAGGCUAUGCUGGGAUUGGUGGAAAAGGUGGACCUGUGGCCCCUUCUCAGAACGGAGGCUGGUUAAAGGGUGUUGCUCCCAAGUCAAUGCUACAAAUGAUUAAAAGGUUCCUGUAAGUGAAGGGAGGCCAGUUUUUUAUGGACACCCGUCCUUAUUCACAAAGUAAACUAAUGUCAAAGUGAGCUCCUAGGAGUCAAAGAAGAGGCAGUUCUGGCUGCCCUCCAUGUCCCUGCAUGUUCCUACAACAGGACAGGGGGUGCUGUGCCCCAGAACCUGCUCACGGCCACCUGUGCUCUGUUCACACUGUGUUUGGUCCAUGACCAAGGUCUCCCUAAGGAGCUACUAAUGCAAAGAGCAAUCACACAGUCAUCCCUCCAGCUGCUCCAACACCUGCCACCACGGAACUCAUCCAUUCUCCCAUCCACAGAGCUCCCAUCCGAGCCACCCAGCCCUGGAGCCAGAAACCCCAGGCCCCAGACCCCAACCCUGCCCCUCCCUGCCCCUCAUCAGACCACACUCUAUCCUCUGUGUCUCCCAGACCACUCCAGACUUCUCAGCUCCCCUCAGUCACCUCAUGACUUUUUCCAACCGGAACAAUCUCUUGCUUUCCUGGGAUAAACCUUACUUGGUCAAGAUAAUUAGGUUUUUAGUACAUUGCUGAAUUUAUUUCUUUAAUAUUUUAUUUAAAGGGGGUGGGGGAGGUAGAAGAGGGUAAAGAGAAUAAAUGGUGAUAGAAGAAAAAAUAUUUUAUUUAGGGUUUUUUACCUCAACUGAUACCUUUAAUUUUUCAUCUCCCACUGCCUACAGACACCCACUGGUGAAGGCCCAAAGUGGUAGGGCACCAAUGCCACUCUGUGACAAAGCUACUUUGCUGAAAGGGGUUACUGUCCCCCUACGCACACAGGCACACGUGUAUGUACACACAGGCAUAUGUGUGCCCACACACUUGUACUGGCACACGUGCACACAUACACAUGUGCACACACAUGCUCCUCCAGGUGGCCCUGACUGUGCACACAUCUGUGGGGACCACCCAGAGGGCCCGCCUCCAAGACAGGAGCACAUCUCCGGACAGCGGUCCUUCGCCACGAUUCGUAAGAAACACCCCUGAGCACUUGGCCACCACUACCGCUGAGACACCCCCAGUUCUGAGGGAAUCCACCCCCAGUGACCUCACCUUGCAGCCACCAUCACAGCCCUACACCCACCCUCCACUGCCCAGGCCCCAGUCACUUGCCCCCUCACCAGUGCUCACAGACCCCAGGUCCGCAGGGAGCCUGCUGGCCACCAGGAAUGGGCAGCCAAUUCCCGGAGGGGCAGGUACAGCCCUGAAGAAUUUCUGAGAAGUGAUGGUCACAUGACAUGUCCUAUCACAAGCCUACAUGCCUGAGGGGGCCACCCAGGUCUCCUCCCCCAGGACAGGCUCCCUGACACUACACUCAACAGCACUUAGGGACCUUUGACAUAAUCUAGUCCGAAUACAAAUGAGUUAAGUGUCUAGGUCCAAGUUAAAUGGUAGAAUAUUGUCAGUUAUUUCAACUCGAGGACAUAACUGUUAAAUGAGAAGAAUGAGACUCAAAAACAUAUAAAUAUGAUGAACUGACCCAGAAAAGAUGUGGGAAACCAAUAGAAGGAAGCACAUCACCUGUGAAAACGAUCCGCUUCUUUGAGUUUUAUUGUGCUUUUUCUCUGUGUGUGUUUUCCUAUUUUUCUACAUGUGUUCAUUUCUUUCCAGAGGUGUAUAAAUUGCUUUUACAAUCAAAUUCAACAUAUUUGUUUCCUGAUAUUAAUAAACUUGCCCAUUGAAAACAUUAA